Molecule: messenger RNA, 1189 nt
Organism: Megalopta genalis
Lineage: Eukaryota; Metazoa; Arthropoda; Insecta; Hymenoptera; Halictidae
Product: histone H4
Cellular component (GO): nucleosome
Molecular function (GO): protein heterodimerization activity; structural constituent of chromatin; DNA binding
Source: RefSeq, a predicted model, not a curated record
UCGAAUCUUUCACAUCGUGUCGAAAACACUUUUUAGUCGUUGAAAAUGACUGGUCGUGGAAAGGGAGGAAAGGGAUUGGGAAAGGGAGGAGCGAAGCGUCAUAGGAAGGUACUUCGUGAUAACAUCCAAGGUAUCACAAAACCGGCCAUUCGUCGUCUGGCUCGUCGUGGUGGUGUCAAACGUAUCUCCGGUUUGAUUUACGAAGAAACUCGUGGUGUGCUGAAAGUAUUUCUGGAAAACGUCAUUCGUGACGCAGUCACUUACACCGAGCACGCCAAAAGGAAGACCGUCACAGCCAUGGACGUCGUCUAUGCCCUGAAGAGACAAGGACGCACUUUGUACGGUUUUGGAGGUUAAGCUGCAUUUCUUUUGGGGACAUCACAUCGACGUACGAUUACAGACAAUCGUCAAGCAAAGCAAAACGGCCCUUCUCAGGGCCACAAUUAUUUAACACAGAAACACGAUCAACAUUAACUGGAGACCUCGAUCCUUUCUGUAAAAAUCCCCGUAACAUCCAAAGAUGUGUAAGAAUCAUCUUUCAUUUAAUGUAGUUAGUUUAGAAAAACCUUGACAAUUUCUAAAGUGCAUUGUAAUUUUUAUUGCAAAGGUUGACAAUUUUAUUCGAAUGAAUGUAGAAAUGACGAAUUUGUCAGAAUAUAGAUGUAAAUAAUCAGUUGACACCGCGUGUUUUUUAAGUUUAUCCGUCAAAGUUUCAUGUCUUAGAAUCGCGAAUCAUGGUUUUAACUUUUCAAAUAUUGCAUAUGUAUUGCAUAUUUAUUGUAUAGUUUGCGCGUAAAAUUUUCGGAAAGAGAUUGUACUUUUGUAGUAUAAAUGUUGAAUAAUUGUAUGGCACUGAUUUUUAUUGCAAUAUUAUUGACUAAAAUAGAUCGCACGUUCUCAAUGAGAGUUAGUAGUAAAUGUUCUGAGUUCAAGACCCUGCUUAUUUGCGUCUCAUGCGAAGUUCGAGUAUCGACGAGAAAAGUGAUACACGAUGGCCGCACGCGACGUUGCCAAAUUACGCCGUCUGGACAGUCUCGCACUCCUAUCGUGUAUUCUUAUGGGCACAAUGUUGCCAAACGUAAUUCUAGCAACAGAAAUAUAUAUGUAUGUAUACUGUGAUUUCGCUUUCGUCUUUAAACCGUUAGGUAUCGUACAAAUCAAUAAAUUAUGGAAGUUAUGGAAUCAAUAA